AGCGCAUCUCGUGUUCCUAUUGGCUAGAAGCAAACCGAUUUCGCGCCGUUCCGAAUAACCGGAAGUGAGGGGAAGCUGCCUCAGUGCGAGGGGUCUAUGCUCUUUAUUAUUUUUUUUUUUUGUGAGUAAAUAUUUUAAAACCCUCCCGACCAUUUGAAGAGAUUCAAAAUGCGGGGAGAUGAGAAUGAUUCGGACUCUGGCAAAUCAGACGAAGGAGCCUCGAUUCAGAGAAGCUUUGAAACGCUUUGUCAAGAAUUAAACAUGGACGAAGAGACGGCGACAGAGGCUUUGCAAAACUUUACUUCUAUUUGGAACACCUAUACUCUGGAGGGUGAGGUGGUGCACUGGUUGGCCUGCUCUCUCUAUGCAGCUUGUAGAAAAACUUCAACUCCCACUAUAGGUAGUGGCAUGUUGGAAGGCAACUGUGUCUCUCUUACCAGAAUACUACGGUCCUCCAAACUCAGCCUUAUUCAGUUCUUCAGCAAGAUGAAGAAAUGGGCAGACAUGUCGAAUCUCUCGCAGGAUUUCCGCAACCGUGUAACCCGUCUAGAAAGGAAUUUCGAAGUCUCUGCUGUACUCUUUCGAAAAUUCGAGCCAAUAUUUUUGGACAUGUUCCAGAAUCAUCAAGGUGAACCACCACGGCAACCAAGAGGCAGGAAGCAUAGGCGCCUUCUCUGCCACACCAAUGAUGUUUUCAAGUUCUGUUGGACGUUGUUUGUGUACACCAAAGGCAACUUUCAUAUGAUUGGAGAUGAUUUAGUCAACUCGUACCAUCUCCUUUUGUGCUGUCUGGACCUGGUCUAUGGGAAUGCUUUGCUCUGUGCCAACAAGAAAGACCUCAUCAAUCCAUUUUUCAAAGGCUUUCCAACAGAUGACGGAAGCUCUGAAGAGGCUCAGUGUGCUCUUGAGCAUUUGUGCAAAAUGCACGAUGGUCUAAUUGUUGAAGCGAAAGGGAUAAAAGAGCACUACUUUAAACCUUACAUCAGAUGUCUGUUUGAGAAAAAGAUUCUUAAAGGAAACAAAGACACACUUACUGAGCUGUUGGACACUCCAAACUUCCAGGACAAUAACAAAGCUAUAAAUCGUGAAUAUGAAGAAUAUGUCCUGACGGUGGGUGACUUUGAUGAACGGGUGUUUUUGGGUGCUGAUGCGAACGAGGAGAUUGGAACGCCACACAAAAUUACCCCUAAACCGGCAUCUGGUCAGUUAUCAGCACGAAUGCAAGUGGAGAAUAAUCUGCAGCAGCACUUUGAAAAGACUCGCUCGCUGGCCCCUUCCACUCCACUUACAGGGCGCAGGUACCUGAAGGAGAAAGAGGUGCUGAUCACACCAGUGUCUUUAGCUACUCAAAGUGUUAGUCGCCUGCAGAGCAUGGUGUCUGGCCUCUGCAAUGCUCCUACUGAUGCCCUGCUCCAGAUUUUCAAGUCUUGUUCCCGUGACCCGACUGAAGCUAUUUUAAAUCGAGUGAAGAAGCUAGGAGAGACUUUUAAACAGGCCUACACAAGACAAACAGAUGAUCUUCAGGGAGCCCAUAUGGACUUUGCUGAAAACCGUCUGAAGAUUGCCGAAAUACUGUAUUUUAAGAUUCUGGAGAAUGUUAUGGCUCAAGAGAUUAAGAGACUCCAGGGUAAAGAUAUGGCUGUGCUGUUGGAACAGGAUGUGUUCCACUGUUCUCUUUUGGUCUGCUGUCUGGAGGUUGUGCUGUUUGCAUACAGUUCUCAACGAACCUUCCCUUGGAUUUUAGAAACCUUCCAGCUUAGGCCAUUCUACUUUUACAAGGUAAUAGAGGUGUUCAUCCGCUCUGAGGAGGGCCUUUCUAGAGACAUGGUGAAGCACUUGAAUGUCAUAGAGGAGCAAGUGCUGGAAAGCUUGGCUUGGACAAAGGACUCUGUACUGUGGGAAGCAUUAGAGAAUGCUAAUUCUAGAGUUCCUACUGUAACAGAGGUAAAUUUUCCUAGUAGUCUUGAUUCAGGCCGCAACAGCAGUAGUGGGGUCCCCACCCACCUUCCUCUGGUGGCUCUGUCACCCAUCAUGCACCCUCGUCUCAGAGAGGUCCGCACUGGCUUAGGGUCUAGUGCUCGCAAAGAUGCUCCUCCAUCUCCCAUCUCACUCCAUGACCGCUUUAGUUCUCCAUCAGCAGGCAGUGCCAAAAGACGUUUGUUUGGUGAUGAUCCUCACCCUCAGUCUCCAGUGAAGCGAAUAGCUGUCACUCCUGUGAAAAUUAUACCCAACACCUCUAUAGAAAACAACCAAAACACAGCAACUGUCCUGUCCAUGUCCACUUCUAAUGGCCAGCAACUUAACAUUCCUUUGCCAGUGAUGAAGAAUGACAUGGGAAGUAUCACAGUAAUCCAGGUACAAGCAAACCAGCUGAACCCCCUCACUGCCCAGGUGCUGCUUACCUCCCCUCAUAAAGCCCCUGAGGUACAGACACAGCCAACCAACAGACCACGUCGCACAGGAUCCCUGGCACUUUUUUUCCGCAAGGUGUAUCAUUUAGCAAGUGUGCGUCUCAGAGAUCUAUGUCUGAAGCUGGACAUCUCUGCAGAAUUAAGAGGCAAAAUCUGGACAUGCUUUGAGCAGUCUCUGGUCCACUGUACAGACUUGAUGAUGGAUAGACAUCUGGAUCAGCUUUUGCUCUGUGCCGUCUACAUCGUAUCCAAGAUCUCAAAAGAGGAACACACUUUUCAAGACAUAAUGAAAUGUUAUCGGAGCCAACCUCAAGCAAGCAGCCACAUAUACCGCAGUGUGCUGCUGAGGAAAGGAAUCCAUGAACAGCAGGCUGAUGACAGAAUGGAGGUUGAUCCACCAACAGAUCAAACCAAUGCCAGGACAGAUCAGAGUGCCAAGAGCGACAGUGACUCAGAUGAGGAGAGGGGUGACCUUAUCCAAUUCUACAACUCUGUUUAUGUAAUGAAAAUGAAAUCUUUUGCAGUCAGAUAUGCUCAUCCAGCAGCUGACAGUAGAGUGGAUGCACCUCCAUUGUCACCAUUCCCCUCGCUGCGAGCUCAACCUCUGUCCCCACGCCGAAUAUCUCAGAGACACUCUCUUUAUCUGUCUCCUCACAAGAAUGGAUCCUGUCUCAAACCCAGCUCUGCUUACACAUACAAGUUUACUGGCAGCCCAUCCAAGGAGCUAAGUGACAUUAACCGAAUGAUCCGUCAGGGAAGUGUGAGCAAAAAGAGAGCCUUUACCAUGGAGGGAGACGAGACGGAGUCCCCUACCAAACGCUUGAGCCAGGAGAGUGAGGACGUACUUCUCAAACGGCUUCAAGAUGUUGUGACCGAGAGAGCCAAUCACUGACUGACACACACACACACACACACACAGAAUGCAAGUUUUUAACAUUCACAUGCUAUUUACAAUGCAGCAUGACCUUUAUAACCAAAGAGCUAUAACUCACAGAGCUAGCCAGGCUAUAGAGCCAGUGGAUCAUGAGUGACGGCUCAUUGUGAGCUUUGGUGGGAUUUCGGGUUCCUGUAAAAGGAGGUCAGAAUUUGAUCAUUAAUUUCAGUCAUUCUGAAAAAGCAGCAAAAUAUCUGUUUAACCUAAUUAAUCUAAAGCAUUGUAUAGCAUAGCACUCUGGGAAGGGGCUUCUGUAUACAUUAUAAAUGGGGCUGAAACUAUUUUACUGAGCACAACAUUAGUGUGUUCUAGCACAUGCUGCAUAUACAUGUAGCACUGUACUGUGUUGUGUAGUAUCUACACAUCAGUGACUCAAUGACUAAACUAAUAUAUAUAUAUAUAUAUAUGUUUCUUUUUUUUUUUUUCUUUUUUUUCUCUUUUCUCAAAAGUAAUGUUUUUUCACCCAGGUGGAGAAAUGUAUGUGUUCUAAUAUAAAUCACUAAUCAUGUUGGUAUAUAAGGUCAUACCAAGCUAACCUUCUUAAGACUUGCUUUGGCUUGAACCAAGUCUGUUUACAUGGUCUUUAAUUGUGGUCUCUAUGAUUACUUAUUUUAUUCUCAUUCUUAUUUGACCAUAUUGUUUUGUUUUCACUGUAAAGGAACAUGUAAAUAUUUUUAAACCCUCCCUCAAACAUUUGGAAUAUUCUCAGGAACAGUCUUUAAUAUUUGGACCUGAAUGAUUUUAAAAUGAAAAUCAAGCAUUAUCCAGUGACUUUUUUUUAUUGGAAAACAAGUUGUGGGGAUGAGAAGACAAAAUUUCAGUUACAAAUGGCUGUUUAUUGUAUGGAAUUAUGUUUUUAAGAUAUUUUGUAAUCUCACAUUGGUUAAGAGGCUUAUUGUAAGUGAAAACAUCUGUAUAUUAUGCAAAUGUUCAGUAUUGUUCUUGUCAGUUUAUGGAUGUAUAGAUUAAACUUUGUUUCAUAAACUAUCUUCA
This is a messenger RNA of Silurus meridionalis, 4338 nucleotides long. It is a transcript of the gene rbl1, whose product is annotated as retinoblastoma-like 1 (p107). Gene Ontology annotation, cellular component: transcription regulator complex; chromatin; nucleus. Gene Ontology annotation, molecular function: RNA polymerase II transcription regulatory region sequence-specific DNA binding. The transcript is spliced from 22 exons. Gene Ontology annotation, biological process: regulation of transcription by RNA polymerase II; negative regulation of G1/S transition of mitotic cell cycle; cell differentiation. Bases 169 to 3303 code for a protein of 1044 amino acids. The record is from RefSeq and is a predicted model, not a curated record. Lineage: Eukaryota; Metazoa; Chordata; Actinopteri; Siluriformes; Siluridae.